Messenger RNA from Phytomonas sp. EM1, 1864 nucleotides. The record is from the annotation of a GenBank genome assembly. NCBI's taxonomy places the organism in Eukaryota, Euglenozoa, Kinetoplastea, Trypanosomatida, Trypanosomatidae.
GUGAACGUUACGUUUUUAGGUAAUAUUCAUUGUUAGUGCUAUUAUUGAAUGAUCAACGCAAGCAUUCGCGUAUGCUCUGCUGUUCCGUUUUUCUCGCGCUCUUGGGUGGGAGUAACUUAUUUUUGUUGCCAUCUUUAUUCAGCUGAAUCUCACGUCAUUUCUUUAUCUGGUGCCUGCCGUCUGAAAAAGAAGGUUAUGUUAGGAGGAAAAACAAACGCUCAGCAAUAACUCGCACCACAUCCAAAGCUGUAGCACGUAUCACAUGAUCCUGUGAUAAUUUUCGAAAAACGCUGGGAACAUGUGGGAUUGAAGGAAUCUUGAAUGGCCAAAGGCAGUCAAGCCAAUAGAUAAGUGAGCAGUGUAUUUACUUUUUCUUAAAUGAAGUCGUACUGGUGUUGCACAAAUGAGGAAUAACAUGGUUGUCAGGCUAAAUGAUUAUCCACUUCUGCGAUUCUAUUCACAUGCAAAUAAAGGAUUUGCUAUACAUAUAUAUUCAGCUUCCUUCGCUUUGCCCUGUUUUUCGAUACUUGAGUAUGUCUAUCCCUCUUCUGAACUUGAAUGGUGCCUCCAUCAUUGAAUUGCAUAGAAAUAUUUGAGACUACGUGAAUUAUUGAUGAUUAUUUGUUGCUAAUUUAUCCUCUUUUCUUUACUAACGUAUCCGGUUCUGCACCCUUACUCUCUUUUUCUGAAUUAAUUGAAAACAAAUGUGAAAUUCAAGCACAAAUUCGUGAAUACAUAAGUAACCUGGAUGGGCAGUCAUAAAAAGCUGUUGAAACGAGCCCAAAGCGGUUAGUGAAAGAUAAGCUCGUAGUUUAUAAAGGCUUGUCUGUGAAGACAAAUUUUUGAAUAGAUAAAUUUAUCCAUAUACCGGGUAAAAUAAUCCAGCUAUGAGCUCUGGUUAGACAAUACAGAACAAAGCCGUGUGGCGGUCGCGUACGUGGGACUUGUUGCCAAGACCUGCAUCGGCUUCGUUUUUCAUAUGAUUCCCUUUCAUGAUGCCAUUUAUCGCAUUUGUCGUAUGCCCCCGAUGACGGUGUUGUGUGUGGAGUCUAUUGUGAUCAUGAUGUUUACCAUCGCGUCGGCUCACCUAUAUGGGCUGUUUCCCUCUAAAAUUAAUACUAUGAUGGGUCUGUCAGAAUUCUUCCACUCUAAUAUCCUGAGUGUGAUCAUGUAUGCGUUGUAUUGUAUCUAUAGUGGUAAGCUCUCAAAGGUCGAUGGGCUUAGUUAAUCUUUGGGGAACACAUUUACACUCGAUAGACGGCUGAACGGCGAUCUCGUCUCGUAUCGUAGCAAAUGUCUAUAGCACUGUGGAGUAUCCCUUUUACUAAGUGACUUGCUAACCAGGUGUUGUUUUUGAGAUAAAGGGAUUGUGAUCCUGAUAUUCGACAUUUUAGAACUGUCUUCGUUUCACGAUGUGUUUUACGACUAAUAUUUUUUGGAAUUCUUUUUACAUAUUUUUUACACAACUAAUCGUUGUGUUUCUUGUUGGUCUAUACGAGCACAGACUUUUCAAGUAUACAAAAUGAUUUAAAUAACCCAAAAUGAACAACAUUGUUGAAUUGUAUUCCUUUUUUACUUUAUAUUUUAUCACUUAAAAAGGUGUCAAACACCUAACAUAAUAAUUUAAGUGCUGGCUAAAUGAUUUUAUCUCGGACCAACAAAGGGAAUAGGAGGUACUCCAAUAUUGUAUUAGUGGCGGAUCUACCUAUUUUCCGAGAGUCAUGUGCCAAAAUGGCGAAAUGCUGUUAAAUUGAUAAGUUCAAAUUAUACAUCGAAAUGUGGGGAACAUGGGAAAAAGGUAAAGUACUUCAUACAAAAGUAACCCUUAGAGAUGUGACUGAAUUCCCCGACAUACUAUCAAUCU